This is a messenger RNA of Aspergillus melleus, 846 nucleotides long. It is a transcript of the gene SCS2, whose product is annotated as putative integral ER membrane protein Scs2. Gene Ontology annotation, biological process: endoplasmic reticulum membrane organization. The transcript has 7 exons. Gene Ontology annotation, molecular function: FFAT motif binding. Gene Ontology annotation, cellular component: endoplasmic reticulum membrane; plasma membrane. Bases 1 to 846 code for a protein of 281 amino acids. Lineage: Eukaryota; Fungi; Ascomycota; Eurotiomycetes; Eurotiales; Aspergillaceae. The record is from RefSeq and is a predicted model, not a curated record.
AUGUCUAUCAUCCUCGACCCGCCUGAGCUGGGCUUCCAGCGGCCCUUCAACCGUGAAGUCUGCCAGGUCCUACACCUGAAUAACGAGAACGCCGAACCCGUUGUGUUCAAGGUCAAAACCACCGCACCGAAGCACUACUGUGUUCGACCGAACUCCGGCCGCAUUGAGCCUGGAAAGAAUGUGGAGGUCCAGGUCCUUCUGCAGGCUAUGAAGGAUGAGCCUGCCAACGAUGCCAAGUGCAAGGACAAGUUCCUGGUCCAGACCGUCGCAGUUACCCGUGAGAUGGAAUUCUCGAAUGUCACCUCCAUUUUCGAGAAAGCCUCUAAAUCGGCGAUCCAAGAGCGCAAGAUCCGUGUGAACUGGUUGCCUGUGGAGGACGCUGAACCUGCCGAGCAAGGGGCUGAAGCCAAUGGAACCAGUGUCCCCGAAGACGAACCCCCCGCCUACACUUCCCCUAACGCUACUUACGAGACACCCGCUGUGGGCUUGACCAGCAAAGCCGCCAACGACACGUCACCUAUCCCACCGCCGGACUUUAGCGACAAGCCCAAGCGCGAACUCCUUAGUCCACAGACUGAGUCUCCUGCCACGUCUUCGAAAAUGGCCACUUCUCCGUCUAGCACCGACCUGAAAUCGCAACUUGCCGAUGCCAACUCUCAGAUCCAGAGACUUAAGGACAGGCUCGCGGACCAGGGGCUCCGGCAGAGGAAGAUCCCCGGCGAGACCGAGAAGUCCACCGCGCCAGCUUUGCAACAGCAAUCCCAGCCCGUCGAGGCGGGUGUGCCGGUGCAGGUGGUUGCGGGCUUGUGUCUGCUAAGUUUCCUGAUUGCCUACUUUUUGUUCUAG